AUGCUCGGCAAACUCCCAUCAGUCGCAGCGUUGCUGGCACUCAGCCUGGGUGCGCAGGCGAGCCUAAUCUUCAAAAACACCGGCACAACCUCCGGCUGGGACAAAAUAAACAAAGAGCACCACGGCACCGUGAAGCAAGUGACGAAUGUGGUUUACAAGGGAAACACCGCGCUCAAAAUGACCCAAAUCUACGAUGAAGACUACUCCGGUCGGUACCACUCGGAAGUGGUAAAGAACGACGUGUACAAGCGCGGUGACACGGGCGCAUACGGUUUCUCCUUCCGACUGCAAGAGGACUGGGAAUUCCUCCCCGUGCAAUCCUACAGCAUCGCGCAAUUCAUCGCCGACUUCACAGAUAGCGGCUGCGAGGACUGGAUGCCGACGACCAUGGUCUCGCUCAAGGGUAAUAGACUCUACUCGCGUGUCAAGCAGGGCUCGGUCUGCAAGCAGGAGGUCAAGGGUUUCAAUGAUCUAGCCACUGUCACUGCGGGUAAAUGGCACCGGAUUGAGAUCGAGGCGAAGUGGGAGUCGGAUGGGACGGGGUAUUACAAAAUGUGGUAUGAUGGGGAGAAGGUGUUGGAUGAGAAGGAUAUUAGUACUACCAUUGACGACGAUCGGGCUUUCCAGUUCCGGGUUGGCCUUUAUGCGAAUGGCUGGCAUGAUGAUAAGCAGAUGAAGGGGUCCCAGGAGACUAGGAAUGUGUGGUAUGAUGAGAUUGCUGCUGGGACUACGCUUGCCGAUAUUGCGGCUUAA
Messenger RNA from Penicillium mononematosum, 753 nucleotides. RefSeq names its product polysaccharide lyase family 20 protein. NCBI's taxonomy places the organism in Eukaryota, Fungi, Ascomycota, Eurotiomycetes, Eurotiales, Aspergillaceae. The record is from RefSeq and is a predicted model, not a curated record. Bases 1 to 753 code for a protein of 250 amino acids. The transcript has a single exon.